UUUGUAGUCAAUUCGACUGUCUUUAUUUAGUGGUUCACUCGUAGGCCCUGAAGCACUACUUCACGCACGAAUCCACCGUGAAACAUUUGUAUUCAUAUACACAUACUCAGGAUAUCUGAUUGGUGCACACACAUUGAUUUCAUUACUUCUGUCGGAAAGAAUUCAAGCGUGUGUGUGUGCACCCGACUUUUCUCUCUCUCUCUCUCACACAUAUAUAAAUUUAUCUACAAAAAAAUACUUUCGAAGUACGCAAAACUGAUUGCGACAUAUACGUGCUCUCAAAAACUGGUUCGGUUCUGCUUGAUGUUGGUUGGAAGGAAUGAAACAAAUCGCCAGCCCAUGACCUAAACGCCAAAAGCUAAACGAAAACAGAGAGGAAAAAGAAAAACGGGAAAAACAAAAUUAUACAGAACUACCCCCUCUACACAACAAUGGCUUCACUAAGCAGAAAUCUGGGGAGUUUUCGACACCUCUGUCUACGUAAUCGUCUCUGUAAGAUCUACGACAUCCGAGCAGUGACUUCCAACAACAGUUUCAGUCGAGGCCAGGCCAUGGGACAACUACCGGCAGUUUACAUGCUGUCUCGUAGGGAUUCAUCCAGUUUGUUGGCCAAGAACUAUCCCGAGUUUGAAAUGUUCCAGUCCAGGCAUUUAGGUCCCCGCGUAAAGGAGACGCAAGCCAUGUUAGAGUUCAUUGGUUAUUCUGAUAUGGACUCUUUCAUUGGCAAGACAGUGCCCGCAUCAAUACACCUUAAGGAAGAUCUCAAACUUGACAGUCCUUUGGGAGAAAGCCAGGCUCUGCAAAAAUUACAAGAAAUUGCUCAGAAGAAUGCGGUAUGGAAGAACUACAUUGGCAUGGGUUACUAUAACACACACAUGCCAUAUACCAUCAUGAGAAACUUGUUUGAAAAUGUAGGAUGGCUGACCCAAUACACUCCGUACCAGGCUGAAAUUUCACAAGGGCGACUUGAAAGCUUGACAAACUAUCAAACAAUGAUCUCUGACAUGACCGGGCUGGAGUUUUCUAAUGCCUCCUUACUGGACGAGGGAACAGCAGCUGCUGAAGCUAUGACCAUGUGUGUCAGACACAACAAGAGGACAAGGUUCUAUGUAGAUGUCAACUCUCAUCCACAGACAAUUGCUGUGAUGGAAACCAGAGCCAGGAUGCUGAAUCUGGAUGUGAUCGUUGAAGAUGCUGAGAAGAUGGACUUCAGUCACAAUGACAUUACUGGAGUCCUGUUGCAGUACCCUGAUACCAAUGGUAAAGUUCAGGACUUCGGUGAUGUCAUCAGUAGGGCACAUCAGGCCAAGACCCUUGUUACCCUUGCUACUGAUCUGUUAGCGCUGACCCUGUUAAAGUCCCCAGGAGAACUUGGUGCCGACAUUGCAGUUGGUUCAAGUCAGCGUUUUGGUGUUCCCCUUGGAUAUGGUGGGCCACAUGCUGCUUUCAUGUCCACCAAGAACACAUUCCGUCGGAGCAUUCCUGGACGUCUUGUAGGAGUGACCAGAGAUGCGCAAGGUAACCCUGCAUACCGUUUGGCUCUACAGACCCGCGAACAACACAUUAGGAGAGACAAAGCUACCAGUAAUAUAUGUACUGCUCAGGCACUCUUGGCUAAUAUUGCUGCCAUGUAUGCAGUUUACCAUGGACCAGAAGGACUUAAAGCUAUUGGUAACAAAGUACAUUACGGAACUCUUCUCUUAAAAGAAGGUGUCCGUCAAGCUGGCCACACUCUUCACACUGACCUUGUCUUUGACACAGUGAAGUUCCUCCCAAAAGGUGACUUAACAGCACUGAAACAGAGAGCAAAUGAGAAAAUGGUCAAUUUGAGAUACUUCCAAGAUGGAUGGGUUUCUGUCUCUAUGGAUGAAACAGUUUCUGUGAAGGACCUCAACGACCUCCUCACCAUUGUUGGAUCACCUAAAACUGCUGAAGAACUGUCUGGAAUUAUUGGUGAAAAGCCAGUUGACAGUAUUGGUCAAAGCCAUUUAAAAAGGACAUCUACAUAUCUCACACAUGCUGUUUUUAACAGAUAUCAAUCUGAGACCAACAUUGUACGUUACAUGAAAGUGCUGGAAAACAAAGACCUCUCACUGGUUCACUCAAUGAUACCUCUAGGUUCCUGUACCAUGAAACUGAAUGCUUCUUCAGAGCUGAUUCCAUGUUCCUGGAAUGAAUUCGCAUCUAUGCAUCCAUUUGCACCCAAGGAACAAGCUGAAGGUUACAUAGAGAUGUUCAAAAGCCUCGAGAAAGAUCUCUGUGAGAUUACAGGCUUUGACAAAAUCUCUUUCCAACCGAAUAGUGGUGCUCAGGGUGAAUAUGCAGGACUGUGCACCAUCAUGGCCUACCUCAGUGACCAUGGUGAAACAGAGAGAAAUGUAUGUCUAAUCCCUAUCUCAGCCCAUGGAACCAAUCCUGCCAGUGCACAGAUGGCAGGCAUGAAAAUUCAAGUCAUCCGAGUUGCAGCAGAUGGAGCAAUUGACAAGGAACACCUCAUAGAAAUGGUGGAGAAAUAUAAGGAUACCCUUGCUUGUUUAAUGGUGACUUACCCUUCUACUCAUGGGGUGUUUGAUGAGGACAUCAGGGAAAUUUGUGAUUUGAUUCAUUCUCAUGGUGGUUUAGUUUAUUUGGAUGGUGCCAACAUGAAUGCUCAGGUUGGUCUGUGUCGUCCUGGAGACUAUGGUGCUGAUGUAUGCCAUCUAAAUCUUCACAAGACAUUCUGCAUCCCCCAUGGUGGUGGUGGUCCAGGAAUGGGUCCAAUCGGAGUGAAGGAGAAGUUAGCGCCCUAUUUGCCAGGCCAUCCUGUUGUGGAUCCCUUUGAUUCUGGUGAAUCCAGCAGCAAAUCUCUAGGGGUGAUCUCUGCAGGUCCCUAUGGUUCCAGUCUGAUUCUGCCGAUAUCCUGGACCUACAUCAAAAUGAUGGGUCCUCAGGGUUUGAAGAAAGCCUCACAGCUAGCAAUUCUCUGUGCCAACUACAUGAGUUACAGACUGAGGGGACAUUACAAAACACUCUAUACCAACAAAAAUAAUCUGGUGGCCCAUGAGUUUAUCGUAGAUUGUAGGCCUUUCAAGAAACUUGCCAACAUUGAAGCUGUUGAUAUUGCCAAAAGACUGCAAGAUUAUGGUAAGUUUGUUUUUCAUUUCUCAUUAAUUCCUGUUAUCCUUGAUAAUGUCGAGGCAAAAUGCUGGCGCAGCUAUUAGCACAUAACCAUGAGG
Octopus sinensis (East Asian common octopus) is the source of this 3215-nucleotide messenger RNA. RefSeq names its product glycine dehydrogenase (decarboxylating), mitochondrial. The coding region runs from base 432 to 3200 and encodes 922 amino acids. Gene Ontology annotation, biological process: glycine decarboxylation via glycine cleavage system. The transcript is spliced from 22 exons. Lineage: Eukaryota; Metazoa; Mollusca; Cephalopoda; Octopoda; Octopodidae. Gene Ontology annotation, cellular component: mitochondrion; glycine cleavage complex. Gene Ontology annotation, molecular function: glycine dehydrogenase (decarboxylating) activity; pyridoxal phosphate binding; glycine binding. The record is from RefSeq and is a predicted model, not a curated record.